GAAGCUGGCAGUGAUCAUCCUUAGCUCAGCCUCACCGACCGACACCAGGUGUGAACAUGUUACCUUUAUCCAUUAAAGACGACGAGUACAAACCGGCCAAGUUCAACCUGCUGGUGAAGCUCUCAGGAUGGUUCAGGUCGAUUCUCGCCGAUAAAACCUCCAGGAAUCUGUUUUUCUUCCUGUGUCUCAACCUGUCCUUCGCCUUUGUCGAGUUGAUGUACGGUAUCUGGAGUAACAGUUUAGGUCUGAUCUCAGACUCCUUCCACAUGUUCUUUGACUGCACUGCCCUGCUGGCAGGUCUGGCAGCCUCAGUCAUCUCCAGGUGGAGAUCCAACGACAGCUUCUCAUACGGCUAUGUGAGAGCAGAGGUUCUGGCAGGCUUCGUCAAUGGACUCUUCCUCAUCUUCACUGCUUUCUUCAUCUUCUCUGAAGGAGUUGAGAGAGCUCUGGAACCUCCUGAUGUUCACCAUGAACGCCUGCUUCCAGUCUCUGUGGCCGGUCUGCUGGUUAACCUGAUCGGGAUCUUUGUGUUCCAGCAUGGAGGGCAUGGACACUCGCAUGGAGAGGAAGGUCAUGGCCACAGUCACUCUCUGUUUAAUGGCAGUCUGAAUCACAGCCACAGUCACAUAGGACAAGACCACCAGAACAAACAUGCUGACCGGCACAGUCAUGAAGGACACGGACACAGUCAUGAAGGACAUGGACACAGUCAUGAAGGACACGGACACAGUCAUGAAGGACACGGACACAGUCAUGAGGAACCACACUGUCACAAUGAGCUGCAGCACACACCAGGAAAAGGUGCCAGUAAACAGAUCCUGCAGGGAGUCCUUCUGCACAUCAUUGCUGACACUCUGGGCAGUAUCGGUGUGAUCAUCUCUGCCCUGCUGAUGCAGAAAUAUGAGCUGAUGAUCGCUGAUCCCAUCUGCUCCAUGCUAAUUGCCCUCCUGAUCGGAGUCAGUGUGGUGCCGUUACUGAAGGAGUCUAUUGGGAUCCUGAUGCAGAGAACUCCACCUUCACUGGACCAUGCCCUACCAGAAUGCUACCAGAGGGUUCAGCGGCUGCAGGGAGUGUACAACCUGCACGAGCCUCACUUUUGGACUCUGUGUACUGAUGUUUAUAUUGGAACGUUAAAGCUGCUGGUUGCCCCCGAUGCUGACACCCGCUGGAUCCUCAGCCAGUCACACAACAUCUUCACACAGGCAGGAGUUCGACAGUUGUAUGUUCAGAUCGAAACGGCUGCCAUGUAGAAGCUCCUCCUCCUUCAUACCUGGGACCAAUCACAUUCAGUCUGCAGCUGACCUCUGACCCCCGUAGCUCCAGUCACUACAGGACAAACUGAGAUGAGGAAGGGGGCACACUGAGAACUGAAGAACUCUAACAGCCCUGCCUGCCCCCCCCCCCCCGAAUGCUUUUUUUUUUUAAUUACAAAAAAACAUAUUUGUCCGUGUGGGUGGGCAGCGUGCCUCCCCAUGCACUUUAUAGACUGGCAAAGCAUUCUGGGUAAGUGCCUUCAUCAUGAAUCAGAGACAAUCUGAGCCCCUCCCUCCACCACAGCCACAGCUGACAUCACUGAUAGAACCUGCUGAUUGGUCCACAGUGAGUGUGAUGUGUCUGUGCUUUUAAUGUGCCAAACCAUGUGACUGGUCAAUGGGUUUCAGUAUUUUUUAGCUGUAAUAAAUAAUUCUGUUUCUCUGAGCUUGAGCUAUUAUUGAUCUCUAUCUUUGUUGACAUCACAUUAGUUGUAAUGCUUGUGGCAGCAUUUAGAGUUUCUGUUCAAUAAAGACUUAUAGGAGGAUCAGCGCUA
Messenger RNA from Stegastes partitus (bicolor damselfish), 1807 nucleotides. RefSeq names its product solute carrier family 30 member 7 (gene slc30a7). NCBI's taxonomy places the organism in Eukaryota, Metazoa, Chordata, Actinopteri, Pomacentridae. The record is from RefSeq and is a predicted model, not a curated record. Gene Ontology annotation, biological process: intracellular zinc ion homeostasis; zinc ion import into Golgi lumen. Gene Ontology annotation, cellular component: Golgi apparatus; cytoplasmic vesicle; membrane. The coding region runs from base 57 to 1250 and encodes 397 amino acids. The transcript has 11 exons. Gene Ontology annotation, molecular function: zinc ion transmembrane transporter activity.